Molecule: messenger RNA, 1502 nt
Organism: Haliotis rufescens (red abalone)
Lineage: Eukaryota; Metazoa; Mollusca; Gastropoda; Lepetellida; Haliotidae
Product: protein N-lysine methyltransferase METTL21D-like
Exons: 5
Coding region: 35-697 (220 amino acids)
Biological process (GO): peptidyl-lysine methylation
Cellular component (GO): cytosol; cytoplasm
Molecular function (GO): protein-lysine N-methyltransferase activity
Source: RefSeq, a predicted model, not a curated record
AUAGUUAACCAUCGUAUCUAAUAAAGUUAUAAACAUGGCUGCGCCCUUAGAUAAACUUUUUACACGUGAAUUAGAGCGUAAUGACGAUGAGAUAGUGAAAAUAAGCCAGUCAGAAAUCGGCGAUGUCGGUUGUGUGGUCUGGGAUGCAGCUAUCGUUCUCAGUAAAUAUUUAGAAACACAUGACUUUGACGGUGGCAAAUCGUGGAUGGGAAAGAAAGUCGUCGAACUAGGUGCAGGGACGGGUGUUGUAGGAUUGUUUGCAGCAAGUUAUGGAGCGGAUGUGAUCAUCACAGAUUUACCCGAGUUUGUUCCUCUGAUGGAAUUGAAUAUCAAGGAGAAUACUCACAUCAUCAGCGGAUCAGCUGAGGCAUGUACUCUGACGUGGGGUCAAGACAAGUCAACAAAGUUUGACCACAUUGAUUUCAUCAUCAUUGCAGAUUGCAUUUAUUACGAAGAGUCCCUGGAGCCCCUGGUGUCAACUAUCACUGAGCUGAGUGACAUGGAAACUACAGUGUUGUGUUGCUAUGAGCAGAGGGACACUGGCAAUAAGCCAGAGCUGGAGAAAAAAUUCUUCCAGCUGAUCAGGGAAUCAUUUGAUGUGUCAAAGAUCCCUCAAGAAAACCAAGAUCUUCAUUUCCGAAGUGAGGACAUUCACAUCCUCAAGUUCACCAAGAAGCAGAUUGCUGAUGCAACAUGAUGUCCUGGCAGAGAGAAAACAAGGUAUCCAUGCUACUAGGACGAUACAGGAGGAUGUCAGGAAGAAUGACCUUCUAUUCUGAUUAUGAUGGUCAGUGCUGAUCUCCUAACCUACAACUCAAACACGCUGUUGGUGUGCAAAGGAAACAAUACAUGCAUGUUCGACUCUGACAUUGACAAGAGGAAAGCUGCUCAUUGGCAUUAGAAUAUGAACAUGCUGAUGUUCUUGACAUUCUAAACCAUCAUCUGUGAACCAUUCCAGCACACCCCUGUGCGGACCUGGAAUAGGAUCUGUCCCCAACACUCUAUUGAAUUGAACAAGGCAAUACAAUUUGAUUUGGCGGUCAGACCCAAUGACUUGGUUGAUUGUGUGUCAUUACAUCCCAAAAGUAUAUGUUGUUCAUGAUGUCUACCACUAUUUUACCUGGUUGGGACUGAUUGUUUGCAGGUGGUUGUGACAAAGCUGGUGUUUUGCUGACUACCAUAAAAGAUUAAAUAACGCCAGCACAAGAAUGAUUUAUAUAUAGAUGUCUGCCUAGUCAAAAUUCAUGAAAGGGAGAUAACUUUAGUGUGAAAGUGUUGCAAAGAUUGCACUUUUUGAUAAUGACCUCAUGGUUGGUGGGUGACCAACUGGUUUAUGGUGCAGCAAUUCAAGAGUUGUGUCCCUUGCCUGUGGCAGGAAUUGCUUGUCAUUGGUUUGAAUCCAGAUUUACCCUAAUAUAUUAUAAUCCUUGGUUUUAGUACCAUAAACUGCCUCCGUGGUCUAGCAGUAGAGCAUCCGCCCAGAGAGCGGAAGGUCCAGGAUU